Drosophila teissieri is the source of this 2229-nucleotide messenger RNA. RefSeq names its product vegetative cell wall protein gp1. The transcript is spliced from 2 exons. Lineage: Eukaryota; Metazoa; Arthropoda; Insecta; Diptera; Drosophilidae. The record is from RefSeq and is a predicted model, not a curated record. The coding region runs from base 148 to 1836 and encodes 562 amino acids.
CCUACUCGCUUUCAGUUCCAGUUUCAGUUUCAGUUUCAAAGUCUACGGAGCACGCAAAAAAAAAAAAACACUUUCGAGUUGCAUCAAGAUUUCGAAUAUUUUUGCCGUUUUGCAGUUGCCGUUUGAUUGGCGCCACCCAGAGCAGCAAUGUCCCAGGAAGAGGAAACGACUCCUGUUACCGGAAUGGAUGAAGUGUCCGAAAAAUCAGAGCAGCGCAGCGCCAUUGUGCCAAAGUAUGAAAUAUGCGCAAAGGAAGACACAGAAAUGGCCAUGGAAAAGGACACUUUGGCCCAACUCCAGGAUGGAGUACCUACUGCUACUCUGGAAGCAGUACUCCAGGAGCAAGACACUCCCACUCCCACUCCCACAGCUGAAACAUCCCAGAAGAUAAACACUGAUGAAGUAACUCAGAAUAUCCCUGCUGCUCCACAAACAUUCAGGGAUGAGAGCGCUGUUCCCGAGCAGAAGUCGGUAGAUGCCACCAGAGGCAACGUGGUGGCACAGCCCAGCACCUCGGUGGUGAUGGUGGAGCAGCCCAACACCAUCAUCGAGCUGGUGGAUCUCUAUGUGCCGCCCGGUGCGCUGGCGCCCCACAACCGCGUGAGCCGCCCGUUCUUCCCCAUUCCCAUGGCCAAGUCGCCGGACUCCGCGCCGGAGUCCACACCCAAGCCGGCGACCAAGGGCCGCAGGCGUGGCCGGAAGCCAGGUCCACCCAAACCGCGGCCCGCCAAGCGGCGUCGCGCGGAGACGCCACCGCCACUGCCGCCGCCACCGAACUUUCUGGCCUCGAUCAACUGCAUCAAUCCGCUGGAGAACGAGAUAUAUCCCAAGGUCAUUGUCCAGCCGGCCCAUCAGCCCUGGCUGCUGCCCAAGUAUGGAGCUGCUGAUGGAGCAGCUCCUCCCCAGCAGCCGCUUCCUGCUCCCAAUGUGGCGAUGAUUCCCGUCAGCGGCGCCGUGACCACGGCCACCACACAAACGCGUCCGGUGGUGGUGAGCGCGCAUCUUCGCGAGAAACUGCGCCUCUUUGGCCCGGAUGUGACCAUCUCGCUGGUCCACGACCAGGUGUCGCCGCACUUCAGGGCGGUGCGCCAGGAGCCCGAUGGCAAUCAGCGGCAAUUAGUGUUCACCGCCGCACAGCUGCUCUCCUUCAGUGCCGCCCACUACGGCAAUUGGCCCCAGAUGGUGCCCAUCCAGAUGCUGAUGAUGAAGCCCUCGCCCGCCAUGCUCUCCCACUACUUUCCCGGCCCCAUGGGCCAAAUACUGGUCAACAAGCUGUUUCCCAACCAGCAGGCGGCGCUCUACCAGCCGCCACCACUGCCCUUCAAGGCGCCCACCGUGCGGCCGCCACAGGCCAUCAAGGCGAUUCCCAGGCCCAAUCCCACCUACCUGCAUCCGGGCAGGUCGCAAGUGUCCAAGCACUUUGCAGCUCCUGCUGCUCCAGCUCCUGGUCCUACUCCUCCUCCAGCUGUGCCUGCUCCUGCUCCUGCUCCGCCACCAGCUGUGCCUGCUCCUCUUCCUCCGCCAGCUGCUGCUCCAGCUCCAACUCCAGCUCCUCCAGCUGCUCCCACUCCUUCGGCACCCCCCGUGGCACCCAGCAGCCCGCCGAAGUCGCCAGUGAAGUUGCCGCCGGCCAUCAUUGUGCCCUCGAUUCUGCGGCACGCGUCCCAGGUGAAGCUGCGCCAGGCUCUGGAGGCCAAGAGGGCCAAGGCCAUGAAGGAGGCUAAGGAGGCAAAAGAGGCUGAGGAGGCCAAGUUACAACUGAGCAAGGAAAAGGAGCAAGCAAAGGACGAGCCAAAGGAUAUGCAGGAUUUGGACAACUCCAAGCAAGUAAACUAAAUGCAGAACACACUAUCAAAUGCUACAACAUAAUGAAACUAAAAUUCUGAAUGAUUCACAAUAAGAGCAGUGAAAGCAGCAACAAAUUAUCCAAAUGUAAAAGCAUCAACAAAUUAUCCAAAUGUGAUUCAAAUUUAACAUUCCAAUGUAAACAUUUAGACAUAUGAAGAAUACGAGUGGUGUGUGAUAAUUCGGCAUUCCACUGGAGACUCAUCAAACAGAAACUGUCAUGCUAAUUGGCUUUGAAAGGGCCGUCAAAUAAAACGCUUUGCUUUCGCGGUCUGCUGUAAUCCUUUCGUCACUAAUUGCCCACCGAUGUCAAUAGCUCAUUACCGACUGCGAUAAUUGCACUGCACCGAAGACCAAACCAAAUAAACACGUUCGUUUCACUUA